Molossus molossus (Pallas's mastiff bat) is the source of this 945-nucleotide messenger RNA. Its product is annotated as olfactory receptor 52D1-like. Gene Ontology annotation, molecular function: olfactory receptor activity; G protein-coupled receptor activity. The transcript has a single exon. The record is from RefSeq and is a predicted model, not a curated record. Lineage: Eukaryota; Metazoa; Chordata; Mammalia; Chiroptera; Molossidae. Gene Ontology annotation, cellular component: membrane. Bases 1 to 945 code for a protein of 314 amino acids. Gene Ontology annotation, biological process: G protein-coupled receptor signaling pathway.
AUGCCAUUGACAAGUAUUACCAAUUUACAUCCCAGUACUUUUCUUCUCCUUGGCAUUCCAGGUAUGGAAGCCAUGCACAGCUGGCUAUCAAUGCCCUUCUUUCUUGUGUACAUUAGUGCUCUCCUGGGAAAUUUAUCUAUUCUAUUUAUCAUUAGAACAGAUUCCCACCUGCAUGAGCCCAUGUACUUCUUCCUUUGUAUGCUCUCUGUGGCUGACUUGAUCAUCUCCACUACUGCUAUGCCAAAAAUUCUCAGCAUUUUUUGGUUCCAUGACAGGGAGAUCUAUUUUGAAGCUUGUCUUCUACAAGUAUUUCUCAUUCAUUCACUAUGUAGCAUGGCCUCAGGGUUCAUCUUGGCGAUGGCCUUUGACCGGUAUGUGGCAAUCUGCAAUCCUCUGAGACAUUCUACUAUCCUGACACACAGAAUCAUCAAGAACUUGGGGCUGGCUAUUGCCUUCCGGGGGGCUGUGCUUUUUAGUCCUCAACCCUUCAUGCUUCGUUGGCUUUCCUACUGCAGAACUAAUAUUAUCCCUCACACGUACUGUGAAUUUAUGGCUCUGAUCAAGCUUGCUUGUGCAGAGACCAGGAUCUACAGAAUAUACAGCCUAACUGCUGCCUUCCUUACUGGAGGUUUAGAUUUCAUAUUAAUCCUAUGCUCCUAUACUGUCAUCCUUUACACUGUCUUCCAUCUUCCAUCUAAGGCUGCUUGGCUCAAGACCUUGGGCACCUGUGGAAACCAUGUGUGUGUAAUAUUAGUAGCCUAUACACCAGCAUUUUUCUCUUUCCUCACUCAUCGGUUUGGACACCAUGUAGCUCCUCACAUUCAUAUUUUUGUGGCUAACAUCUACCUGCUUGUUCCACCUAUGAUGAACCCAAUGAUCUAUGGCAUAAGAACCAAGAGAAUCAGAGACCGAUUCCUCCAAGUUUUGACUUCUCCCAAAUUCUAA